Messenger RNA from Metarhizium acridum CQMa 102, 5454 nucleotides. Lineage: Eukaryota; Fungi; Ascomycota; Sordariomycetes; Hypocreales; Clavicipitaceae. The record is from RefSeq and is a predicted model, not a curated record.
AUGGCGCAACAAAAUGACUCCAAAGUCACAAAUGCGGACGCGCAGUCAGCGUCCGAUCCCGUGAAUGCCUCAUCAAACUCUGAUCCGUCAUCCAAGGACUCGGGUGCUGAUAUGGCCGCGGGCUACGGCACGCGCUCCCGCAACAGAGGGGGCAAUGCCCGCAUUAACUAUGCUGAAGACAAGGACAUCGAUAUGGAUGUCUAUGACUACUACGACAAGAAGGACCAAGAUGUGCCCAAGAAGUCGUCGCGAAAAUCAGACGUCGCUGCAAAUGGCGACGGCGCGGCACGUGCAGUCGUUUCGCGACGAGCUGCAGCAGAAGAAGCCAGAGCAGUUGGUGCGUCAAAUCAAAAUGGCUCCAAGAGCUCAACACCGAGUGGUGUUGGCGUUGGCGUUGGCGGCGGUGCAUCUCAGGGCGCGCCAACAUCUGGCGCGGCGCAGGGUUCACGGAAACGAAAGGCAGCCGCCGCGAAUGCAGUCUCAACGAGAAAAGCAGGGCAGAUGGGACAGCUAGAGGGCACGCCGAUGCCAGAGACCAACAUGCUGACGUUUGAGAAUUGCAACCAUCGCCCGGAUGCGAAUGGGUGCAUGGUGGCUGACGAUGGGACAGUGUUGGAACCAAAUGUUUGGUUGGGUUGUUGCGUACCGAUCCUGCCAAUUGCACCAAGCGGCGCGGCCGGGAUCCACUCAUUUCGGGAGGACAGGGCCAAGGAGGCAGAACAAGGCAAUUUCACCAGCAUGCCGGCUAACCAAGGAGUCGCAGAUCAUGUGUACCUCGUGUGCGAACCGCCGGGGGAACCUUAUUACUUGGGACGCAUAAUGGAAUUUCUACAUGCGCAUGCAAAGGGCGAGUCGUCGAAGCGCGUGGACUCGGUGCGCAUUAACUGGUUCUAUAGACCAAAGGACAUUGGGCGCAAGAACACGGACACGCGGCUGCUCUUUGCGACUAUGCAUUCCGACAUCAGCCCUUUGACGGCCCUGCGCGGGAAAUGUCAGAUCCGGCAUCGCGUGGACAUCGACAACCUGGAAACGUACCGCAGAACACCCGACUGCUUCUGGUACGAAAAGCUGUAUGACCGAUACAUACAGAAGAACUACGACCUUAUCCCCACCUCGACUAUUGUCAACGUGCCCGACAAGGUCAAGAAGGUGCUAGAUGAGCGCUGGAAGUUUGUCUUGGUGGAGCAAGGGCGUGGCAAGGAGCUGACUAGCGCCGUGAAGCUCUGCAAGAGAUGCAGCGGCUACUGCGCAAGGUACGUACCUGUCGACGUCUCAUGCAUCGUGUACUCUCGAGCCUUGCUUGCAUACCAUAAAGAGAGAAAGCCCUCUCAUUACAACACGCCGAAUCUGGAGCCCCCAAGUCUGGAGUUGGACAUGCAUGCUCCACGUCUUUUGGCCACUCGUUUGCCCGUCGUCUAUGCAAUUGCAGCUGGCUUUGCAUUGCUUUCUCUGUCUGGCCUUCUCCCCCUGCGCUGUUCUUUCCUCUCCUUCCAUCCUAUUUGUGUCCAGAUACGUCUGGACCUGACUGGCUCAAACACCCCACCCACACCCACUUUCCGAACCUUGCAUCACUUCCUUCCUAGGCUUGGCUGUCUGUCUCCCAACUCUCGCACCCAUCCGUGCUGUGCUCCAGACAAACCACCACCCACCCCAUUUGUGACGCCACUGGCAGCGACAUGUGCCGCCGCCAUGCCAUGCCCUCCGAGCUGGUAUGCUCGCAAUGACUCGGUGGAUUGUGCAGUGUGUCAGAACACGUACCACAUGAAUUGUGUUAAACCACCCCUGCUCAAAAAGCCAUCCCGAGGCUUCGCAUGGUCGUGUGCAGCGUGCAGCCGAGCCCAGGAGCGCAAGCUCGAGGCUCGCAACACCCCUAAUGGCACUGACGCUAAUGGCGAUAUUGACGAUGAUGAUGCUCUGGAUGACGACGACGACGACAUGCCCGGUAUCAUCACCGACCGCACCACCCCAGCGGAUAACGAGGAGCAUCACCACGCCACAGCGGAGCAGAUUUAUCAAGCAAGUCUUUGGCCAUGGCGCUACCUAGGCAUGCACUGCAAACCGGAGGAUGCCCUUGAUUACGAUGACCGAAUCCACCCUCGCGCAAGCACAAGAAUUGGACCCCGACACCAAGCUAAUGUGGGUGUUUGGCCUGGUCGCCCGGUUGAAUAUGUGAAGCCGCUGGAGACGAGAAAGGGCAGGGGAGCCCCUAAAUUAUCCAAAGAAGCUCAAAUUGCUCAGGAAGCCGAGAAGGCGCUUCGGACCAAGCGACCCAAGUGGGUGCAGGAUGAACCACCUGGUUAUCAGGUUCGCGGAGAAGAUUUGGACGAGAAUGAUCCAGCCGCCACGUCUACGCGCCUUUGGGCGCCGCCACCCUCCGACACCGUCAGUAAUGAUGAUAUUGUCGGCUACAUGACCAAGGCCCAAGGCAUGGCGAAGAGAUUCAACAUUCCAGAACGAUCCACGAAUCUUCAAGACGUUGCGCUGGAGACAUUAUUCCGCCACGAUUAUGAUCCCGCUGCUGCUCUAAAGGCACUUUCAGACACCAAACGGGACUCAUUCAAGGAGCCGACCCUGACCCCGGCUGAGAUUAGGAAGUUUGAGGAGGGAGUAGCCAAGUAUGGGUCAGAGUUGCACCUGGUGAUGAAACAUGUGAAAACAAUGAGAUCCGGUGCGGUAGUACGGUGGUACUAUACCUGGAAAAAGACCGAGCGGGGCAGACAGGUCUGGGGGUCUUACUCUGGCCGUAAAGGCAAGAAAUUGGCCAAGAAGGAAGAAACUGCUGCCUCAAAGGCGGCUGAUGAUGUGGCUGACGCUGAUGACGAUUCGGCUUUCGACACAGAAAAGGCCCUCGUUCAGAAACGCAGCUUCAUCUGUCUGUUUUGCGAGUCGCAAGACUGCCGACAAUGGCGUCGAGCACCCGCCAGUCAAGGUCCCCUUAGCGAAAAUGGAGGCAGGGCAACCAGCAAGGACAAAGGCAACCAGUCCGUGGUGGCUCUGUGCCGACGUUGUGCUGAGCUGUGGCGCCGAUAUGCUGUUCGUUAUGAGCCACCGGAGGAAUUGAUCAAGAAAGCUGGUCAAUCCGGAGCCAAGAUUUGGAAGAAGAAGCAGGAGGAGGAGCUUCUCAAAGAGAUUCAGAUUGCGGAGGAUAUGGGCUUGAUGAGCCCUUAUCGUAGCUCCACGCCAGCUGCUUCGGUCAACGGGUUGGAGCCGCCUAGAAAGAAACUAAAGGGGGCACCAGAAAGAGACACAGAUGCUGCAGUCUCGGAUGCUGGAAGCAAUACUACCGUCUCACGAAAGAAGGACAAGACCGCGGAAACUACACCUGUUCCCGACUUGCCAAAACCACGAACUCUUCCCUGCGCUAUUUGCGACCAGAUGGAGCCUCUGGGCGACCAACAUCUCUCCUGCAGAGAGUGUCGCUUGACGGUGCAUCGUCACUGCUAUGGUGUCAUGGACCAUCGGAUUCAAGGCAAGUGGAUUUGUGACAUGUGCUCGAAUGACAAGAGCCCACAAGUCUCAAUUCAAUACAAGUGCGUCUUGUGUCCAGUUGAAUACACCGAACAAGACUUCAUUGAGCAGCCCAAGCUCACACACCAUAAGAAGAAGAUGUCCGACAAGGAUCGCGAGCGUGAGAGACUGGAGGUCCAGCAGGCGCGGAAGGCUGCUGAGUUCUAUCGCAAGAGACAGGAAGAUCUCAACAGGCCUGUUAACCCUCGAGAGCCACUCAAGCGCACGGCUGAUAACAACUGGGUUCAUGUUACCUGUGCAGUAUGGACCCCUGAGGUCAAGUUUGGUAAUGCCAAGGCGUUGGAACCGUCCGAGGGUAUCCCGUCAAUUCCCCGUGCUAGAUAUGAUGAGGUUUGCCAGGUCUGCAACCAGCAAGGGGGUGCUUGUGUCUCUUGCCACCAAUGUCGGAUACCUUACCACGUGGAGUGUGCUCGCCAGGCAGGCCACCUUCUUGCAUUCGACAUCACACCUGUGAAGAGUAGCCGUCGCGAUCAGUUCAACAUUGUGACGGUGAAGGGAGAGAUCGGAAUUAUGUCGGCCGUACUAUGGUGCCAAGAUCAUAUUCCCACCAAGACGAUAGCUCACAAGAUGCAUGAUGUCGUCAACGAGUCGGGACUAAGCGCACUACAGCUUUACGUUCAAAAUUACAAGCAGGCAGACCUGACGCUGACGGGCACUGUGCGCAAGGCUAAUCUUAUGAUGGCUGCUGCCAAAAUGUCCGGCCUUCCUCUUGUGCCGGGUGCUCGACGGACGUCGACUAGUACAACAACAACAGCAGCAGCUCCAAAUGGCGCGUCGAGUCAUUCGCGCAAUAGACAACCGAUUGACGCAGCAACGAAUGCUCAACAGCCCGGAGAGAAGGUGUGCAUUACCUGCGGCAUUGAUGUGACGCCUAGAUGGUGGCCGAUUGAGAAAACACAGGAACGACAACUCACAAAUGGACACCAUGGUGCGAUUGGAUUCGAGGCACAGAAGUUUGUCGAGCAACGCAAGUUUCAAUGCCACAAGUGCAAGAAGAAUCCCCGAACGCCCAAGUCAUUUGCUGCUGCACGUCCAUCGCCUCCACCAGUUGCAGAGCCUCCCCGACAGCAUUUGGGCGGACCACACAGCCAAGCACCCGCACCACCAUCGCUGCGAAGCCCUUCACGAGUACUCUCUGCGGAUUAUCGAGCAGCUCCUUUGCGUCCAGAAAUCCAUUCACUACUGCAUCAUCCAUCAUCCCAUGCUCCGCCACCACCUGGCCCGCCAGCAGCUCAUGGGCCACCACCCGGAGGACAUCCCGCCACACACUCGCAGGCGCAUUCGCUCGGCUCUCGGCCUGGGCCUGUAUCUCAUGGCUAUCCCCAAGUACCACCUCCAAGAACAACGUACAACGAUUGGGGGAGCCAACACGGCUCGCCGACUCGACAUAUUAAUGGAGGACCACCACCACCACCACCACUUCACAAUACUGGACCACCUCCAGCAUCAGGUCUUACAGCGUUACGACCACCGUCUAUGUCGGGGCCACCCCCAGUGGCCGCAGUCUCUGUACCACACCAGCGUCCACAUGGCUCCCCGGUAUAUGGAAGCGCAUUGCCCCCCUCACCGCGACGACUAAACGGAACGACCGCAUCGUCUGCUUAUGUGCCCCCAUAUGGGAGCGCUCCUGCUGCGGCGCAUGCUUCGGGUCCACGGCAUAGUGCUUCUCCAGGCUUAAGUAACGGCGUAUUACCUCCUCGAUCAGAAGGAUUCUCACAUGGACUACACCCACAACGGCCGUCCUAUGCUGGCGGCACACACGGCAGUCCUCCACUGGCUCGAAGUGGUCUGGCUCCGCCAGGUGGACCACCGCCUGCUGGCCAUGAAUCAGCGCACUCGGCUAGCGGGCUUGGAAGUCGACCCCCGGAAAAUAGACCGGCCAGCGGGGCAAGCGCAAGCCCAUCGCUACGGAAUUUGCUUUCGUGA